This is a messenger RNA of Linum trigynum, 4105 nucleotides long. NCBI's taxonomy places the organism in Eukaryota, Viridiplantae, Streptophyta, Magnoliopsida, Malpighiales, Linaceae. The record is from the annotation of a GenBank genome assembly.
ACUAAAAUCAUUUUCGAAAUUUAAGUAAAAUUCUUUUUUGUACACAUACACAUAAAAUCAAAUAUAUUAUUUUGUACUUCGUAUUGAUUGUUUUCAAUAAUUUAAAGCAAUACUAGUACACUCGUAAGACUCUUAGGAGAUGUAUAUAUCUCCUUAGAAACACAGUCUGUUUGACAGAAAAAGGGGGGAUCCGAGGAUCGCUUAGAACCCGAUUUUCCCAGAUAAUGGGAGGAUCAUGAUGAUCGGUUAAGACUCCAUUUCCUUAGACAUGCAUUUCUUUAUAAAGAGUCUAAAUAAGUGUUGUAUUGUAUUGAUUUAAUCAAUACAAUUAACAAUUAAGUAACUUAUUGUACAAACAAAUAAAUUACGUUAAUAAAAUAAAAAUAACAAGUGAUGAUAAAUAAUAUGUAGCUUGUGGUCGUUCCAAACGUCUCUUGAACAAUGAUUGUAUUGAUCGUAUUAAAUAGUCGGAUACUCGGUCCUUGAUCAACAUAAUAUCGUUGAUUGUAUACAUCAACAUCCGGCCCAACCUACGAUAGCAUAACAACAACAUAAAUCAAUUAGUAUAUAAAUUAAAUAAACCAUUAUAACAACAACAAAAAUUGGGUAAAAUGAGUACUUACCACUUGAUAAUCAUCAUAGUAAAUAUUCUUGGAUAAAAUUGGCCAUUUUUUCAGAAUCCGGACUGAGAUUCAACGGUUUUUUAUUGAAAACCAAAGAAAAAGUUUUUUGAAGGCAGAUCAGACUUAGCCGCAACCAACAAAACAACAACUUCCAAGGUUUUUUUUGGGGGGGGGGGGGGGGGUGGGGGUGGGGGAGGGGUAGAGUGAGGAACUUAGAGAGAGAGGAGAAUGGGGGUUUGGUGUGCAUAAAAUGGGAGGAAGGAGUCGGUAUAUAUAGGGACGAAACCGCGUGCUCGAGGGGCGGUUUGGUCUUUUUACCCCACACAAAAACCGCGCCUCUAGCACACGGUUUACGUUUCCCAACGCGAAAACCGCGCCUUAGGGCAACGAUUUCCCGUGGGCGACGCGGAUCGCUCCGCUGGCGGGCGGUUUUGCCAUCAGAUCGCCUGCCCAUCGUGCGGUUAAAUGGGCCGCCACAUGGAGGCGCGUUUGGUCAGCUGCCCAAUGGCAAACCGCCCUUUGCUCGCACGGUUUAAUUGAGAACCGCGCCUUCGAGGUGCGGUUUAUGGAGAAGGGUGGUAUUUUUGUAUUUUUUUUUUAAACAAUGAUAGUUUUGGAUUUUUUCCAAUAUAAGGAUCACAUUAUUUAUUUCCUCCGGCCAACGGGCCCGGGUAUCAAGCUAGUUUACUAGUAAUUGGCGUGUUAUUUAGACUUUCUGAUCCCUCAUUUCACUGUCUUGACUAUUGGGCUAUAUGUGGCAACAAGUUGACUUGGCCGUUAUUUUGGCCUGCCGUUUUUCCAUCCCCUAUCAACCGUCCGAUCAUUCCCCAUCAACGCUCCAGGUCUCCCCUUCGCCCCCUCUUACUAGGGGUGUUCAAACGGAUUGGUUAUCGUGGUAACCAUAUUAACCAGUAGCAUUCUGUUAAUUUGGUUUGGUUAAUUUGGAUAAUUGGUUUGGUUUGGUUAAACAAUUUAGCUUAUUUGGUUUAGGUGGUUUGGUUUGGUUUCAACACUGCUAAUCAAUGAAACCAAUUAACCAAUUAAUGAUACACCUAAUACACAAAAUUAUUUAUAAUUCCAUGCAACCAACCAAACCAAACUUUCGUGAUUUCCUAUUUUAUUUCCAUGUGCACAACAAACCAAAGCAUUAUGGGUCAAAAUCAAAUGGGCCACCUCAAACUAAACCAAAACAUUUUGGACAACUACUAGACUUUAGGAUUACAUACAAUACCAUGAUAGCCACCUCAAACUAUGUAUAAUUUAAGUGUUUUGUACAAGAGCUUUAACUUCCUGAUGAGUGGUAUUGAAUUGUAUUUAAUAUUUAUAUGUUAAGGGUUUGUUGUAAGCUAACUAUAUUAGGGGUAGAGAUGAUGAAUGAUGUAUUAACUCGAAUGAUGAUGAUAAUCAUGAAUGGUUAGUCUUAUUAUUAUUGCUUAUAUAUAAUGAUAGUUUACGAUAGCAAUAACAUAUGGUUAUGUUUUAUUCAUUAACAUGAUAAUUGUUUUCAUAUAAUGUUAUGUUAUUUGGUUAAUCCAAUUAUCCGAUUAACCAAACCAAUUAAACUUUGGUUUUGUUAAUUUGGUUAAGACAUUUUAUUCCAUGAUUAAUAAAAUUUAGGUUUAAUUGGUUUGAUUAUUACCAUGGUAACCAUUUGAACACCCCUACCUCUUACAAAAAAUCAAAACCACACCGACAGCAUUUUUUGGGCGGGAUCAUCUAAAUCCCUAAACCCUACUCGUAGAAAGUGCCGGCGAGGAAGGAGAAUAGCGAGAUUGUCAACCGGCGAAAAUGGAGAGGAGAGACGAUUACAAGUUUCUCCCGAUCAGGGAUGCCAUCACUUGCAUAAACCAGAAAGUUAGCUUCAUCGGCGCCGUUGUCGAGUUCACUUUCCCCCGCCGCUCCAAGGGCACCGACUGGUGCUGUUCACUGAAAGUAGUCGACCAGUCACAUCCGAAGCAUGGGAUCGUGGUCAAUGUUUUCACGGCUACUGCAGAUGAUCUCCCCAAUGUUUCAGCGCUCGGCGAUAUAGUUCAGUUCCGCCGUGUCGUGAUCAAACCUCACAACGGGGAAGUUAAUGCCCUAUUCAACAAGAAAUUUUCGACUUUUGCUUUAUAUGAAGGACAAGACGGCCCUGGUUUCAAUCCUUACCAGUCUUCUGCAAGGUUUCGCAUGGGAGAACUGGAUUCAAAUUUCAUAGCUAGCCUGAGAAAAUGGCUGGUGGACUUUCACCUUGAUGAAGGGUUGGCAAAUAACUUGUCAUUCUUAAGAGAGAUCACAGAAGGUGCACGAGUUAAUAUUGUUUGUAAGGUACUCCAUAUUUACGAGUAUACAAAUAGCGAGUGGAUGGCUCUCAUUUGGGAUGGAACUGACUGUCCACCAAACAUCAUUAAUGCAAAGCUGGAAGAAGAAAAGGAUAAUCCAUUGCCUUUAAGCCCGGAGCCGUUUCCUUUGCCAAAAGAUGUAUUGUGUACAUUCCCAACCGUUGGGACAAUUUUGAGGGUAAUGAAUGACAGAGGCAGUGAGAUGCAGGCUGUCCGCUUGCUGAAUUCUGGGAAAUGGGUGAAAUUAUUCCAUCUGUCCUGUGAGGUUAGGGGAGGAUCGUGGUACGGGUUGUUAACACCUUUCACAAAGGUUCAGUACACAACUGAGAGCGACCGUUUUGUGUUAGCCUGCCAAAAGUUUCAUCAAGAUCGUUUGUCAAAUGACUUGGAGCGUAUGCCAUACUCGUCCUUCCCUUGGUGUUCGCGAAUAACAGAGGUUGACCAUGACAAUGUCCCUUUUGUUACAUUGAUGGAUAUUAUCACUUACCCUAAGGUGACAGCUAAAUUUAGAUGUAUCGCUCGGGUGGUGGCUUCACUUCCAUGGGGAGUUGAGGACUUCCGCUCUCCCCUUGGGAUUUAUAGGAUCAGGGUUACUCUUGAGGAUCCUACAGCCAGAAUUCAUGCCUUCGUGUAUGCAGAAGAUGGGGAGAAACUGUUUGGGGGUUAUCCAUCCUUGGAUAUACUGACAAGAAAGCGAGAUAAAUUGCUUGGAAUAACAGUGACUGAUAAUGGGAAGAAGAUUGAAUCCCCAAGAAAUCCACCAUGGAUACAGCUCUGCCUCAAAUCUUAUUACCUGGAUAAAAGUGAUGCUUGGAGAAGUAGACAAUAUAGGAUAUUUGGCACCAAGGUCCUAAUGGAUAGCCAUUAGCAACUGUGGUUAGAGAUUGUAUAGCCUUGUUAAUACCCACAAUGCAAAUAGGUUGGGUAUAUGCCAUGUACAGUCCAUCUCAUUGUUUUUCCUCUUCAAACAUAGGUUCCCUGAGCGAGUACAUUGAAGUGACCCUUGAGUCUGUACAUUAAUGGUUUGCUGCUACAUGGUGGCUUACGCUCAAUCUUGUGCCUAAAAAAUCCUGAGCGUUGACCACCUGCCUCAGCUAUCAGAUGAGAAAACCAACAGCUGAGAUGCAUUCAACAUAUGGAGAAGAAAAGGGCUUUCAUAGU